Phytophthora nicotianae INRA-310 is the source of this 393-nucleotide messenger RNA. RefSeq lists its product as hypothetical. The record is from RefSeq and is a predicted model, not a curated record. NCBI's taxonomy places the organism in Eukaryota, Oomycota, Peronosporomycetes, Peronosporales, Peronosporaceae. The coding region runs from base 1 to 393 and encodes 130 amino acids. The transcript has 2 exons.
AUGAGAGAGCACGUUUACUUUUACGAUGUGACUGGUGGUCGCUGCUCGGCCAUUUUGAUGUCAUGGGAUCGAGUUGUUGACGCUACAGUUGGGUAUCCUGAUGCUAAGUUCGGCAAGUUUUCGACUUUGGAAGAAACUGAAAAGUUCACGAGAGAGCAAGAUGUUGAGGUUCAUAGUAAUGAGGCCUUGCAGGAGACACUAAAGUAUUCUGGAAACAGUCAAAAGAAGUUCAGCAGCUGUGAAAAAGCUGUUAAGUUUUUGGAUCGCCAUGACCGGAGAAAGAUGCCUUUUGAGGAAGAAAGCGAACCAGAAGAUGUGGAGGUCGUGGAGAUCACAGAUGACAUCGUGGUCGAGGAAACUAUUGAUGAAUCAUGCUCGCUAUUAGCGACGUGA